UUGUUGUUGGUUUCUUUUCACAUACCCACGUCGUCAGAGACGCAACAAGGAAACAAAAGUAAAAGCAACUUUGCUAGCGGUACCGCUUUAAGGCGUCAGGGGCAGCUCAUUGACUCCAGCAGGCGGAAAGAGGAGUCAGCAGACCCUCACUGCCUCCAGCUCGGCGUGAUUGGGGGCAGCUGCCGCACAGUAACAUUUCCAGGAAGGAAAGAGCAGUUCAGAUCGGGUUAUUAAAUCCUCGAGGACUUGAAUAUGACCCAAUACGAGGAAGUACACGUCCGCGGUUUUGCCGAGUUCACCCGGGCGGUGUCGGCGCGGACGGGCAAAGACGUGUUCGCCUACUUCUCGGGCGACAAAGACGACAAGGGAGUGAGCUGGUGCCCAGACUGCGUGAAAGGUAAUGCGGCAGUGUGCACAGCAGCGCCCUGGGGCUGGAAGGACCCCAACAACGAGUUCAGGAAGGUGCUGAAGCUGAGCGGCGUGCCCACACUGCUGAGAUACGGCACGCCUCAGAAGCUGGUGGAGGAGGAGUGCUUCAAGGCUGACCUGGUGCGCAUGAUGUUUACAGAGGAUUAGAUCCCACUCUGGCCACCCAGCUGUCCCUGUGUCCAUGGCGCCUUAAACGAGACGGUGAUCCCCCCCCCACUGCCCAGCUGUACAGAGAUCCAGCCCCCAUCCGGAGGGCCUCCUGCAAAGGCUCUCUGCUCCUUCCCCCUGCUCCCCUGCUGUUUGUUUUGUGUAGGUGAUCAGUGCCACCACAGCAGAAGAGAAGCCCCAGGUGACCAAGGAUGAUCUAACACAGGGGUGACUGGCCCUGCUCCCGGAGACGAACGAGUCCAGCACGUUUCAUGGGUCCCCCUUAAAAAAACACUUGGAAGAAUUAAUCUGGACCACUUCAGCAGUUUAUUGGUUCAGAUCUCAUUUGAAAAUGCCAAUACAUUGCAAUUAGCAAGAGGCACUGGGCAUUCCUAACUUAAGGGAACCAAUUAACUGACUAAAUUGAUUAAACCAUCUACAGAUUUCAGGGUGACCUUUAAGGCCUGCUGGACCAUGGCUCUCUGGGAGCAGGGUUGGCCACCUAUGAUCUUAUACGUUCAGAGUACUGAACAAUUGGUUUCUUCUACUGGGUUAAUUCAUUAUUAAAACAAUGUUAAGGGAGUGCUGUUGUCAUUUGGACGUUGACCUGCUCUUGGAACAAAGAUUUCACUAUUCCUACCCUCUCUUUCACAAUUCACUCGUAAUCCUCCACAGGGCUCUGGUAGCAGCUCUUCGGACCCCCUGUGCCGGGCUGAGUACUGCCCCUCCUGGCGUAGGGGUCAGGUAAUUCAGGGUGACCAGACACCUGCCUUGUAUCAAAAGAAACUUCAACAUAAGAAAUGAAUGUGCAUAGUGGCCUGCCCAACUGGUACUUCUGCAAAAGCAUUAAAAAUCCAAAUAAAAUAGCAUUUUUGGUCAGUGAA
This is a messenger RNA of Lepisosteus oculatus (spotted gar), 1460 nucleotides long. NCBI's taxonomy places the organism in Eukaryota, Metazoa, Chordata, Actinopteri, Semionotiformes, Lepisosteidae. The record is from RefSeq and is a predicted model, not a curated record.